AUGGCGAAAGCACCCAAAGCCGAUCUCGUGACGCGAGACUAUACAAUCCAUCUCUCCAAGAGAAUCCACAAGCAACAAUUCAAGAAUCGAGCUCCCCGUGCGGUCAAGGAGAUUCGCAAAUUCGCCCAAAAGACCAUGGGAACACAGGAUGUCCGCAUGGACUCGAGAUUGAACAAGUUCGUAUGGUCCACUGGUAUCAAGAACCCUCCCACUCGAGUACGCGUCCGUCUGUCGCGAAAGCGCAACGAAGAUGAAGAAGCCAGUGAGAAAUUGUACACCUUGGCGCAACUCGUCGAAGUCGCGUCCUUUAAGGGAUUGCAAACAGAAAAUGUCGUCGAGGCCUAA
Messenger RNA from Seminavis robusta, 345 nucleotides. The record is from the annotation of a GenBank genome assembly. NCBI's taxonomy places the organism in Eukaryota, Bacillariophyta, Bacillariophyceae, Naviculales, Naviculaceae.